Messenger RNA from Calypte anna (Anna's hummingbird), 3214 nucleotides. RefSeq names its product alpha-1-antiproteinase. Lineage: Eukaryota; Metazoa; Chordata; Aves; Apodiformes; Trochilidae. Gene Ontology annotation, molecular function: serine-type endopeptidase inhibitor activity. The record is from RefSeq and is a predicted model, not a curated record. Bases 595 to 1848 code for a protein of 417 amino acids. Gene Ontology annotation, biological process: negative regulation of endopeptidase activity. The transcript is spliced from 6 exons.
UGCAGUAUCUUUUUCUAAUUCCAAUGGGCUCAGGAAACCACUGCAGUGGGCAAAAUUUUAAACAAAGCUUAAUAUAUACAAAGGAAACUCCAAGAAGCUGAAACUUGAUUCCUCUGAAAAGCCUUGAAAAAGCAGCAAAAGUUGGCAUUUUCUCUGCUGACUUCAGCUGGGUUUGGAUUAGGCCCUGUCUUUUGUCUUUCAGCAACAAAAGUAUGUUGCUGCAAUCUUGACGGAGUUCAGAAGUAAUGUCUUGAGAUUGCACCAGGCUGUAAACCACUGAGGCAAAAUGUAAAGUCUCAAUUUCAUUUUACCAUUGUGUGAACCACUUUGAGCCUGCAGUUGGUCUGCAGAUGGUCAGAAACCCAAUGGACUGCAGUGGGUGAUGCAGCAGGGACCUGAUUCAGAUCCUGUUGAUACUGGGGAGGGAGAUUCCUGUUGCCAUUAGCUUGAUUGGAUGAAGCCCUCUCCUGGAUGUAGCAGACACCAUUGGACAAGUCCAGAAUAGGAUACUCUGCUUUGCGUUCAGCAGCACAAACAAGUGAGCAAGGACCUGUGCAGACCUGGUGAAUACAACUGGACUCUUUUGACUCUACUAUGUAUAAAACCAUGAAGAUGUUUUUUUUCUUGUGUCUUUUAAUUGUUGGGAUUCUCUCCAACAGUUACUGCUGUGAACCUUAUCACCAAGGUGUAAGAACCCAAAAUCAAAGAGACCAAGAAAACCAAAAUACGCUGCAGCAGACUGUAGGGAAGAAUGUUUGUCGGUUUGCAUGUUGUUUCUACAAAGAGAUUUCCUCUCGUGAAAACAGUGGGAAUAUUUUCUUCUCUCCUUUGAGCAUCUCUACUGCCUUUGCAAUGCUGACUCUGGGUGCCAGAUCAGACACUCUGACACAGAUUCUGAAGGUCCUUAGCUUCAAUCCACGUGAUAUUUCUGAAAAAGAGAUACAUGAAGGCUAUCGUCAACUCAUGGAAAUGGUAAACAGAAAGAACGAAGGCUUACAGCUGAAUAUGGGAAAUGUCCUCUUUGUGCUUGACCGACUGAAGCCACAAGACAAAUUUUUAAAUGAUCUCAGAAACUUCUAUGAAGGAGAAGCUUAUCCUAUGAACUUCAAGAGGGCCGAUCAAGCCCAAAUAAGGAUCAAUGAAUAUGUAGCAGAAAGAACCAAUGGAAAAAUCAAGGACCUCAUAAAUAACCUUGAUCCACUCACUGAAAUUCUCCUUAUUAGCUAUAUUUAUCUUAACGCUGAAUGGGAAAAACCUUUUGAUCCAAAAUAUACUAAAAAGAGCAAAUUCUUUGUGGAUGGGAAAAGAGCUGUUGAAGUCCCGAUGAUGUUUGGAAUAGGCCUGUUCAAUCAUGGCUAUGAUGAGCAGUUGUCUUCUACUGUGGUGCAAAUGGAUUACAAAGGAGGUGCUUCAGCAUUUUUUAUUCUGCCUGACCAAGGAAGAAUGAAGAAACUGGAGAAAAGAUUGUCUUGUGAACGUAUGUCAAGGUGGAGGACAUUAGUUUCAAAAAGGUCAGUAAAUUUGUACCUUCCAAAAUUCACUCUUUAUGGGACAUACAACCUAAAAAAUGUGUUAUAUAAAAUGGGCAUCAUGGAUGUAUUCACCGAUAAGGCUGAUCUGUCUGGGAUCACUGGGCAGCCUCAGCACAGAAUUUCCCAGGCUAUUCAUAAGGCUGUGGUAAAGGUGGAUGAGACUGGCACCGAAGCAGCAGCUGCCACAGGCAUGGAAAUAGUGCCUAUGUCUGUUCCAGUUACCGUUAAAUUCGACAGGCCUUUCCUAAUGAUGAUAACUAUGAAGGAAACUAUACUCUUCAUGGGAAAAAUUGUGAACCCUCUAAAAAAAGAUUAAAUUGAUGUACAUACUAGGUAUGCAGUGAUCACCACUGUUAAAUCAAGUGUUUGACCCGAUGAGUAUGGCAUGACUAAAGAGGGCUCUCCACCUCUUGACUGUUAUUCAUUGAUUUUUGUAGAUGAGACUCUUCAUCAAUUUAAGUUGCAUGUUUGUUUGGGCCUUGGUUUUUUUUUUUUUUUUAAUUUUUUAAUUUUUUUUUAAAGAAGGUUGCAUUCAGGCAGAAUUGUCAUUGUCAUUAUAUCUGGGACAAAAUAGGCCUGUGUGAUACUGACAGCAUAGAUACAUCUUCUAGCAGGGAAGAUGAGGAGCAUGUGGGUGGAGAGGGUUGCGUAAGUCUACUACUUCCCUCAUGGUUGCCUUCUCACCUUUUUUUGUGUUGACUUACAAAUGGGUGCAAGUUACAGCACUUUACUACUUGUGCCCAUGUUCCUAACAACACAAAGUCCAUAUCUAGCAUAGAUCUUAACAUGCAUAAUGCUUAUUACCUUGCAUACUACCAUUGUUGUCCAGUGAGUGUAUUACAUCCUUGCCUUUCAUCUGUUGUCCCAGUUAAGCUGCUGCAAAAGGGUCACAUAAAGUUGUGGUUUUCUCCAGCAGAUAUAUAUUGAGCUACUCACUGUUUCUGUGAGAAUUUGCAAUCCAGACUCAUUCCAGGGCAAAUGCUAAAGGGUCUAAGAAAUGGAUGUAAGAAAAGAUGAGAUAGAUCAGAUGUUUGCAGUUCAAUGCCUUGGAGCCAGCCUUUGUGAAUCAGAUACACAGCUCAGAGCAGCCAGAAGACUUCUUGUAUCCCACCUCUGCACCUAAACCAACUCCUAGAAGCCCUCAAGCAGCAGGAAACACUCCCCUUGGUGCCAGUGCCUGCACUGUUACCAUCUGUUCCUGGAAAAUUACCCAUUGUAGUCAGCAUCAUUCCAACACUGUUUGUAGGAUCCAGCACCCUGCCAGUGACACCUAUACCCCAUCAGUGACACUUUCUGUGUCUCCUGAGAAAACCCCUUCUGUUCCCAGACUGUCCAGUAAUACAACAUUGGUACUCUAUUUCUCAUCUGCUUCAUGGUUAGUGUAGCCACAAUAUUAUAAAGAUCUGUUUUCACUGUUAAGAUACACAGUACUCAAAGUUACAUUCAUAAAGCACACGCUUAUUUAUUUUUUUUUCUUUUUACUUUCCUAUCUAUUUUUCUUCUGUUUUCAUGACAUCUAUCAGUAUUUUAUUUCUCUGCUCAUGCUCAUGAUAUAUAUCUGAUCUCUGGUUGCAGGAGGGGUAAAUUAUUGACUAAAAUGGGUUACUCUGUUAAUAGGUAUUAAGCAUUAACACCAGACUUUGUACAGCCUUGAAGUAAACAGACAAAUGUAUUGUGGCAGA